UGUCAAUAUUACGCGCUUAACGUCACCACUGCGACCGUUUGUCUCCUAAAAACAAAACAUGUCGACUGCCAUGAAUUUCGGGUCGAAGAGUUUUAAACCUCGACCUCCUGACAAAGGGUCGUUUCCGUUAGACCACUUUGGAGAGUGUAAACCCUUCAAGGAGACUUUUAUGAAAUGUUUGCGGGAGAGCAGCUUCGACAGUUCCAAGUGUCGACUUCAGUCCAAAGCCUACCUUGAGUGCCGCAUGGAACACCAGCUAAUGACAAAGGAACCACUACAAAAACUGGGAUACAAAGACCUGACUGAUCCUCCUCCCGGCCAAGCCAAUACAGAUUGACAUGCUGCAAUUCUUCUUCGUUAUUCUACAAUGUAAGGACACUGUUUAGCCGAUUAAAAGACUUUAUUGAAAGGUGGUAGUGUACAUAAGUAAAAGUCAGAGUCAGUUAUGGAUGCUACCCAAUUUCCUUUGAAAUUUUUGUGAUUAAGGGCUAUAUAAAAAACUGUGACUGGACUUGACCCGCGCUUUUGUUAUAAUGUCAGUAAUACCUGUCGUCCCAUGCGCCUGUGUUUGUUUCUGAGUGUUCUGAGUAGCACAGUGUAUGUGCUGACAUUUUUUUUUGCGUGUAAACAUGAUUUUCUCCUUUAUCAGAGGACUUCACUGACUUCAUACUUGAUAUUUUGAACAACUAUGGUCAUUUAUAAUAGGUCUCAUUUUUGUUUCUUUAACAAAAAUGCCAAAUAAAAAAUAAAAUUCAUGCACCAUUAUUUAUAAGAAAUGAAACUUGUGGACAGCUUUAGAACAAUUCACAUAAUAGGAUGAAAAUGCUAAACCAAUGUGCACAGCAAAUUCAGUCUUAGGGAAAAUGUGACUUGAAUAUACAGUGCUGGACAAAAGUAUAGGCACCCCUGAAAUUCUGUCACAUAAUGCUGCAUUUCUCCCAGAAAAUGAUUGCAAUUACAAAUGCUUUAGUAGUAAUAUCUUCAUUUAUUUUGCUUGCAAUGAAAAAAAUAAGAGAAUGAGGGGAAAAAAUGAAAUCAUUCUCAUUUUACACAAAACUCCAAAAAUGGGCCGGACAAAAGUACUGGCACCCUCAGCCUAAUACUUGGUAGCACAACCUUUAUACAAAAUAACUGCGAACAACCGAUUUUGCUAUCCAACAAUGAGUUUCUUACAAUGCUCUGCUGGAAUUUUAGACCAUUCUUCUUUGGCAAACUGCUCCAGGUCUCUGAGAUUUGAAGGGUGCCAUUUUCAGAUCUCUCCACGGGUGUUCUAUGGGAUUCAGGUCGGGCCACUUCAGAAGUCUCCAGUGCUUUCUGUCAAACCAUUUUCUAGUGCUUUUUUGAAUUGUGUUUUGGUCAUUGUCCUGCUGGAAGACCCAUGACCUUUGAGGGAGACCCAGCUUUCUCACAUUGGGGUCUACGUUAUGCUGCAAAAUUUCUUGGUAGUCUUCAGACUUCAUAGUGCCAUGCUCACGGUCAAGCAGUCCAGUGCCAGAGGGAGCAAGGCAACCCCAAAACAUCAGGGAACCUUGGCCAUGUUUGACUGUGGAGACCGUGUUCUUUCUUUGAUGGCCUCGUUUUUUUCCUGUAAACUCUAUGUUGAUGCAUUUUCCCAAAAAGCUCUACUUUUGUCACAUCUGACCAGAGAACAUUCCUUCAAAACGUUUUUGGCUUUCUCAGGUAAGUUUGGCAAACUCAAACCUGGCUUUUGUAUGUCUCUGGGUAAGAAGUGGGGUCUUCCUACCAUUGAGUCCCUUUUCAUUCAGACGCCGACGGUUAGUACGGAUUGACACUGUUGUACCCUCGAACUGUGGGAUAGCUUGAACUUGUUUGGAUGUUAGUCGAGGUUCUUUAUCGACCAUCCGCACAAUCUUUCGUUGAAAUCUCUCUUCAAUUUUUCUUUUCCGUCCAUAUCUAGGGAGGUUAGCCACAGUGCCGUGGGCUUUACACUUAUUAAUGACACUGGGCACGGUAGACACAGGAACAUUGAGGUCUUUGGAGAUGGACUUGUAGCCUUGGGAUUGCCCAUGCUUCCUCACCGUUUUGCUUCUCAAGUCCUCAGACAGUUCUUUGGGCUUCUUUCUUUUCUCCAUGCUCAAUGUGAUACACAGGACACAGGUUGAGUCAACUUGAAUCCAUUUUAACUGGCUGCAAGUGUGAUUUAGUUGUUGAUUUACCACCAGGUGUUAUGUGCCACAGGUAAGUAACAGGUGCUGUUAAUUACACAAUUUAGACAAACAUCACAGGAUUUUGCAAAGGGUGCCAAUACUUUUGUCCGGCCCAUUUUUGGAGUUUUGUGUAAAAUGAUAAUGAUUUUUUUUUUUUUUCCAUUCUCUUUUGUGUUU
This is a messenger RNA of Corythoichthys intestinalis (scribbled pipefish), 2345 nucleotides long. It is a transcript of the gene cox19, whose product is annotated as cytochrome c oxidase assembly protein COX19. NCBI's taxonomy places the organism in Eukaryota, Metazoa, Chordata, Actinopteri, Syngnathiformes, Syngnathidae. The coding region runs from base 59 to 337 and encodes 92 amino acids. Gene Ontology annotation, cellular component: mitochondrial intermembrane space. Gene Ontology annotation, biological process: mitochondrial respiratory chain complex IV assembly. The transcript is spliced from 3 exons. The record is from RefSeq and is a predicted model, not a curated record.